UUACUGGAAUACUGAAACACAUAUUGGACGGUAUCAGGGUUCGUACACAUUUUUGCCAAUACAUUUCCAUGACUUUUGAGACAAUAUUCAUGACCUAAUGUUCCAUUAUUUUACAAUAAGAAUAAAAAUCUAUUCAGGCGUAUGUUAGCUUCCGUUAAACUAAACACGUCUUUUCGCAUAAGAGAUGGGACUAUAUAUAGCCCUUAUGUCUCUUUGAGAUCAGCUGUAGAGAGUCAGUAAAAGUUCAGCAGCUAAGUGAUCAUUUCUGGUGAGCUAUUAAGAGUCCAGUCUAGUGUAAAGCUUCAUCAGUCUGCAAUAAAUCUGUUCUAAAACACAAGUGCUCUCCUGAGAGACGCCGCUUCAGCGUGACGACGUGUGCAGUGGCUUCAGAGACUAACAUGUUCCAGCUCACUGGAAGAAGCUUUCAUCUAAAGAGUCUCUCGCUUACGGCACAUUUGACUUGCACUGGAAAACAUUUGAAGUCUUAGAAAUAUGAAGCAGAAAAACUGAAAUAGUAUUUUCUGGUAAAACUUUAUUUUAAAGACCAAUUAUUAACUACAAUAGUUGUUUAUUAGAAUGCAUAUUAGUACAUAUCAAGCAGAUAUUAAUGCUUUAUUCUGCAUGAUCAUAUUCUAGAUAGAUAUCUUAAUCCACCCCAUACCUAAACUUAACAACUACCUUACUAACUAUUAAUAAACAGCACAUUAGGAGUUUACUGAGGCAAAAGCCAUAGUUAUUAGCUAGUAGUGAGAACUGGUCCCCAGACUAAAGUGUGACCCUAUUUUCAUGUAAAACACUACAAUAAUCCCAAUUUACAACAGAAAUUAAUUUUCUACAGUGUGUAUAUGUGUUCUGUGGAGUCGAACCCAUGACCUUGUGUUGCUAGAAGCGGCGCCACCAGUUGAGCUGCAGCAUCCGCUUCAUUCAUGAUGUCCUGAAGAUGUCUAGAUGAAUGCUAGUAUAUGUUAGACCCCACUGUGUAGAUAACACUUGUUUUGUUUUGUUUCUGUUUUAUUUACAAAGCUUUAGUCAUUUUGUUGUGAUAAACAUCUUGCAAAUGAGGCCUUAAGAUAGAAACUUCAUCUGAUACACCUCAAAUGCACAUCAGCUCUUCAGUCUGUAAUCCGAUUAGUAGUCAUGGUGGUUAAUGGAAGUGUUGCGUAGAUUCGUCCCUGAUGACAUGAGCAGCACUUUAAUGGCAGAUCCCAGUGUGUGUGUGUGUGUGUGUGUCAGGCUUUAGUUAGCCAACACUGUAGCAACCUCAUCAUGAGGGCAAAAGGAUAUUUUUCUCCAGUGAUGACCAUUCAAGAGUUUCUGUCUAUUCUACCAUUGCUGUAAUCUCCUGCUGAUGAAUGGGAACGUUAACAGAUGCAUCUCCAGGACUUCAGUCACAUCAGAUAUCUUCUGAUUCUGACCAUGUCAUCAGAGUGUCAUUUUUCCUGACUGAUAUGAGGAAAGCAGGAGCUGGCCAGUGUAUUGGGAGUGUCUUUGCUGAGCUGUUAAUGAGAUUGAAUGAGCGUGUUGAUCUCCUGUGGGAUCCAUCAUACAGACCAUCACCAAUCCCAGCAUCACAGAUGGACCCUCAUCCGUCUCUGGGGUCAAAUGUGCUCUGUAUUUAAGGCCAGUCUCCAGUUCUGCUCCACACACACCACUAAACCAGUGCAGGUCCAGCGGCUGUAGCAGUACUGAAGUGAUGGAAGCGGGCGUGUGGUUCAUGCUGCUGGGUGUGCUGCUGGUCAUGACCGAUAUGGGCCAGUCCAUCCCCAAAGACGACGUGCUGGAGCAGAGCAAACUCCUGCUGGAGUCACGCGAGGACGCAGACAGCGACAACAUGCUGGAGAAUCAAGGGGCCACUGAAGAGCAGAUGGAUCAUCUUCUGGAGGAUCGUCUUCUGGUGGAAAUGUUGCGCUCUUUACUCCACGGCUCUCAGAGAUACGAACGCAACCCUUCAGUGCUGCACCAACCACAGCGGUUUGGUCGGGGGACUCGGAGCGGCUUGUCCACAGAGGAAAGGAUACAGUCUCGCGACUGGGAGACCGUUCCCGGACAGAUAUGGAGCAUGGCUGUGCCACAAAGAUUCGGCAAAAAAUAACACCACCCAGAGUGAAGUCUUUAGAGUUUUGUAAUUAGUAGAUCUGAAACAUCUAUAAGAAUCUCAUUCUCCCAAGCAAUCCAAGGCAAUCAGUCUCUCUUCUGUGCAUUUCAUCAAAUCUUGUGAUAGUAAUUAUAACACACCGAAACAAUAAUAUUUAAAUGUAGUAAAUAUAUUUCAUAAGUUGUGAAUGAGUGGAAGGAAAUAGUCAUGU
This is a messenger RNA of Onychostoma macrolepis, 2306 nucleotides long. RefSeq names its product neuropeptide FF-amide peptide precursor like (gene npffl). The record is from RefSeq and is a predicted model, not a curated record. The transcript is spliced from 3 exons. The coding region runs from base 1694 to 2092 and encodes 132 amino acids. Lineage: Eukaryota; Metazoa; Chordata; Actinopteri; Cypriniformes; Cyprinidae. Gene Ontology annotation, molecular function: neuropeptide hormone activity.